This is a messenger RNA of Grus americana (Whooping crane), 1893 nucleotides long. RefSeq names its product dipeptidyl peptidase 7 (gene DPP7). Gene Ontology annotation, biological process: proteolysis. The coding region runs from base 119 to 1612 and encodes 497 amino acids. Gene Ontology annotation, cellular component: vesicle. The record is from RefSeq and is a predicted model, not a curated record. Lineage: Eukaryota; Metazoa; Chordata; Aves; Gruiformes; Gruidae. The transcript has 13 exons. Gene Ontology annotation, molecular function: dipeptidyl-peptidase activity; serine-type exopeptidase activity.
GCGGGAGGUCGUCACGUGACACCGAAAGCCCUAGGGUCAUGUGAUCAGAUGCCCGGGGUUCCCACGCGGGAAGGGUAUCUGGUGUGCGCGGAGCGGAGGCGUGAGCCGGCUGGUUGCUAUGGAAACGCUGCUGCCGCUUCUGCUCUUCUUCCUCCUCCUGCUGCUGCUGCCGCCGCCGGCUGGUGCCGUUCCCGCUGCCCGGGCAGCAGGGCCCGGCCUGGAGGAGCGGCUCUUCCAACAGGUGCGGGACCACUUCAGCUUUGAGACCUGCGGCAACGAGACCUUCCCGCAGCGGUACCUGGUCUCAGCAAAGUUCUGGAAGAAAGGAUUUGGACCUAUCUUUUUCUAUACUGGCAAUGAAGGUGACAUCUGGACUUUUGCUCAGAACUCUGACUUCAUAUUUGAAUUAGCAGAGGAACAGCAAGCACUUGUGAUUUUUGCUGAGCAUAGGUACUAUGGGAAGUCUCUUCCAUUUGGACUUGAGUCAACACAGCUGAAGAAAACUGGUCUGCUUACCGUGGAACAAGCCCUUGCUGACUACGCAGUGCUAAUUACUGAGCUUAAGCAGCAGUACAGUGCUGCAGACUCUCCUGUCAUUGCUUUUGGAGGCAGCUAUGGAGGAAUGCUGAGUGCUUACAUGAGAAUGAAAUACCCAAACAUUGUGGCCGGAGCAUUAGCUGCCAGUGCUCCUCUGUUGUCUGUGGCUGGGCUUGGAGACCCCACCCAGUUCUUCAGAGAUGUAACAGCAGAUUUUCAGAAGUCCAGCCUAGACUGUGUCACAGCUGUCCGCAAAGCCUUCCAGCAGAUUAAGGAUCUGUGCCUUGGUGGAGCCUAUGAUGAAAUCAGCAGCAAAAUGGCCACAUGCAAUAAGAUCUCUAACAAGGAGGAUGUUUACCAGCUUUUUGGAUUUGCUAGAAAUGCAUUCACCAUGAUGGCCAUGAUGGACUACCCUUACAAAACUGAUUUCAUGGGUCACCUCCCGGCCAAUCCAGUGAAGGUUGGCUGUGAACACAUCCUUGCCCACACAGACCCGAUUCGAGGCCUGGCUGCACUUGUUGGGGUGUUCUACAACUCCUCCGGCUUGGCCCAGUGUUAUGACAUAUACCAGCUGUACCAGUCCUGUGCUGACCCCACUGGCUGCGGCAUCGGCUCAGACGCCGAGGCCUGGGACUACCAGGUUUGUACAGAGAUCAACCUAACUUUCAACAGCAACAACGUGACCGAUAUGUUCCCCGUGAUGCCCUUCACGGAGGCCAUGCGAGAGCAGUACUGUCAGAGCAAAUGGCACGUGAAACCACGAGCGCACUGGCUGCAGACAAACUUUUGGGGAGGAGACCUGAAAAGCGCAAGCAACAUCAUUUUUUCAAAUGGAGACUUGGACCCGUGGGCUGGAGGCGGGAUAAAUAGCAGCCUCAGUCCUUCACUAAUUGCGUUGACAAUUAAAGGAGGUGCUCAUCACCUUGAUCUCCGAGGACACAAUCCAGGUGACCCCCCAUCCGUCACAGAGGUGCGCCGGGUAGAAGCAAGCAUCAUCGACGGCUGGGUAAAAUCUGCACGGAUGGAAGGAGCACAGGAGAAGCCCUCGGGAGUUUCAGCAGGCAGAUGGCUGUGAUGUCCAUCCCGGCAGCCUCCGGCAGUGGUGCGAGGCUACCACCAGGACACAAGAUGAGGAGCAGCUGGCUGAGCCAUGCCUGUGCUGAUUGAGAAAGUGUCCUCUCUACCGUCAUGGUGGAAGUCUGAAGUGUCCCACCUGCCCCUAAGCAAGCACCCAAAGAAAAGCAAAAGGACAAAUGGCUAACUGAAGCCAAAACCACGUUGUGUGGGUCUCAUGUUCAGAAUGACAAGGCAUUAUAAAUGGUGGAAAUAAUAAAAUCUCAGCAGAAGGUCCAAGAA